Molecule: messenger RNA, 1891 nt
Organism: Sphaerulina musiva SO2202
Lineage: Eukaryota; Fungi; Ascomycota; Dothideomycetes; Mycosphaerellales; Mycosphaerellaceae
Product: carbohydrate esterase family 4 protein
Exons: 1
Coding region: 1-729 (242 amino acids)
Biological process (GO): carbohydrate metabolic process
Cellular component (GO): membrane
Molecular function (GO): hydrolase activity, acting on carbon-nitrogen (but not peptide) bonds
Source: RefSeq, a predicted model, not a curated record
AUGGCCACCCAAACCAGCCUCGUGAUUGUGCUUCUCCUGGUUGUCAUCCCCCUCUACACCAUCUAUAAGCCUCCCAAACUGGUCAUCAACUACUUUCAGAAACGCUUUCCGGAUGUGUUGUUCCAGGUCGAUACCGACAAGAAGAUCAUAGCCCUUACCAUUGAUGACGCGCCGAGUCCAUACACAACUCAAAUUCUGGACAUUCUGAAAGAGAAUGCCGCAUCUGCAACCUUCUUCGUCAUCGGCGGCCAGGUUCCUGGCAACGAACAUAUCUUGGUCGAUAUUGUGAAUGCUGGCAGUGAAUUGGGCAAUCAUGCAAUGCACGAUGAGCCCAGCAUUCAACUACCAGCCAGCACCCUCGAGGAACAGAUCCAUCAGGUAGAUGAUUACAUCGAGACUGCGUACAAGACUGCCGAGCGGCAGCGACCUGGAACGCGUCUGUUCAGACCUGGAAGUGGCGUAUUCAGCCAAAGGAUUCUGGAUGUUGUGACUAUGGCUGGCCAUAAAACUAUUCUGGGUGGCAUCUAUCCACAUGAUCCGUUCAUCAGCUUUUGGAGAAUCAAUGCUUGGCAUAUUCUGAGUAUGAUGCGACCCGGGGCUGUGAUCAUCUGUCAUGAUCGGAGGUCUUGGACUGUACCUAUGCUGAAGAAAGUGCUGCCGGAGAUGAAGAGAAGAGGGUUUGAAGUUGUCUCGGUUGAGCAGUUCAUGAGGCUGACCAAGCACGGAUGAAAGGUCGUCUCCCUUUCACUGUCAAUGCUGCGCUCCUGUCGCUUGCUCCGAGAGCCAAACACAGUCGCGCCCUGAUGUACCAUGACGGCUGCACUACAUGGCGAGCCCCAGGGAAGGCCUACAAUGCUGUUCCGUUGCGAUACCCACCUUCUAUUGCUCGAAUGGUAGCCCAAAAUAAACGACCUCUCGAGCUGGUCGAGGAUUGCGAUAGCCUUUGAAACUAAGGCUAACAAACAAUCUGUUCAAGUCGAGGUCGCAACUCCACCGAAACGAAUCUUAAUGUUAUCUAUAUGUUAUAUCAUGACAAUCCUCCCGCGGUGUCGUAUACAGCGAGGCGGUCUGCAGCAUUUGGAGGCCAUCACAGAGCGAAAUCCACAACAACUAAGUGGUACACAGUGUACAUAUAUGUACCUAUACGGCAGAUAACUUUCUAGAGCUCUCUAUGUUUGCUGUAUAGUGGCCUUUCUCAGUCCAACACUAUCUACUGGAAUACGGCAUAUAUAGUGACCUAGAUUUGCUUUUUAUGUUCAUGUCUCUAUAUUAUUACUGUAACUAAAGUGAGUGUUCCGAUCACCGGCCGAUUGCUACAUUUGCAAUACAUUUCAAUAACAUCAUACCCCAUUUCAUCAAUCCUCUCAACAUUCAUUCAUAUCACAAAUAGCCUGAUUCCUUGCCUAGCAGUCCGACGCCUCAUAUAUCCUUUGCACGCCAACCACCCAACCCCCAGCGCCCACGAUGCCCUCUGAGAAUACGCCACGCACCCAUCCUUCAUAACCCACAUACAAUUCUCAUCCCAUCACCCUUCCCAUCUACCCCUAACCAGCCAAACACUUCACCGCCAAAAUCGGCUGCGGCGGCCCCACAUCCACCGCCCCGUCAUCGGCACUCAGCACAUACGUCGCCGUAGCAGGCACAGCAGGCGGGUCGUGAGUUUGAAACUGACAUGACUGGAGCACAUCAAUAUCCGAGGAAGAUUUGAUUUUGGAAAUGUUGAGCUCCUCGUCGGUGGUGGGAUGCCAGGUGUUGUCGUUGGGAAUGGUGAGAGUGUAACUUGCGGGACCUCCGAUGAAUGUGAGGGAGAUUUCGUUGGUGGCUCGUUUGAUGAGAUUGGAGGUGGGGUUGGGGAGGGGAGACGCGGAGGUGAGGGUGAGGAGGAGGGUGG